AUUGUUUUUUGUUGACAACAUCUUGCUUAUGUUUACAUCUAAUUAAUUUUUAAAAAUAUACUUUAUUUAAUAUAAAAAAUUACAUAAAUAAAGAAGUGAAAAUAUUUAUCACAAUGCCACCAAAAUAUAAGCCAGGUGGAAGAAGAUUUCCUCCAAAAAUAAUAUCAAAACCACUGCCUCAACAAGUAUCAAAUACCAUAUCAACAAGUGAACCUACAACAAGUGGACUUGAUGAAGAAUCAGAAAAUAAAUUUGAGCUUGAGCUUUGUUGGUGUAUUCAACAAUUAGAAUUAACAUUACAAACUACUCAAUUACCUGAUAAACAAUCUAGAGAUGCUAAUAAAAAUUUAAAUUCAUUACGUAGUAGUAAUGUACCUUUGAUUAAAAAACGUCAAAUAAUGAGAACAACAUUUGGUGAUUAUCGUGCUAAAAUGCAAAAAGAUGAAAUUAAAUAUGGCAAAAAUUCAUCAAAUGUUAAAUUUUUAAACAGUAAAAAUAAAGAUAAUAAAUCACUUUUUGUAAGAAAAGCUAACACAGAUGAUGAUGACAAAAAUCAUCAAUCAAAUAAGCCUAAAUUGUCAAGCUUAUUUUCAAAAAAUCAAUUACAAUCUGAGCCAUUUAAAUUCAAUUUUUCUCUUUAAUUUAUAACUGUCGAAAUAAAUUUUUUUUAUAA
Messenger RNA from Aphidius gifuensis, 673 nucleotides. RefSeq names its product UPF0488 protein CG14286. The coding region runs from base 114 to 641 and encodes 175 amino acids. The record is from RefSeq and is a predicted model, not a curated record. The transcript has 2 exons. NCBI's taxonomy places the organism in Eukaryota, Metazoa, Arthropoda, Insecta, Hymenoptera, Braconidae.